Messenger RNA from Rhizophagus irregularis DAOM 181602=DAOM 197198, 1437 nucleotides. RefSeq lists its product as uncharacterized. Lineage: Eukaryota; Fungi; Glomeromycota; Glomeromycetes; Glomerales; Glomeraceae. The record is from RefSeq and is a predicted model, not a curated record.
AUGUCAAAGCUCAGCGAAGAUGUACUUUUUCUUAUAUCAGAAAAUUUGAAAGAUGAUAUAAUAUCGCUUUAUUCAUGUCUUUUAGUUAACACAGUGUGGUGUAGGAUAAUGGUUCCUAAUUUAUGGAAAAUUCCUGGACGAAUUCCUCUAACUAAAAAAGUGAAUGAUAUAUUAUUUAAUGUGAUACUUUUACAUUUAUCAGAAGAGUCAAGAGAUACUUUGAAGAACCAGGGAAUUAAUAUUAUUACAGAAACAUCUCAACGGCCUUUACUAUUCAAUUAUAUUAGUUUAUGGAAAUGGUUGAAUUUAGAACUUUUAUUAGAAACUAUGAUUAUUUCAAAAAAUAUUGAAAAAUCCAAAAUGUCCAUUAUAAGAAAUGAAAUAUUGAAGUUAUUUAUUAACAGAAAUACAAAGUUUAAUUAUCUUUAUAUUCCAAACGAUUUUGAUCAUCAAUUACUAUAUGAUAUUUCAUGGGCUGAGAGUUGCUUUUCAGAACUUGAAUUUUUUAAUUACAAUAAUAUGAAUCAAAAUAUAUUAAAAGAAUUAGCUAAAGUAAGCAAAUCAAUUAAAAAGCUCAUAAUUCACCUUAUUGAUGAUGAUAUUUCUGGAAUUGUUAGGUUAAUUGAAGCUCAAAAAAAUCUAAGUGAAGUUCAUAUUUUCUGUUAUCCAGGUCUGAAUUAUGAAUCACUUAAAACUGUCGAAAAGUCACUAAUUAAAAAUGCAACUUCUAUUCAAAAUUUAACUAUGGGUUGGAAGCCUAUUAUUACAAAAUUUCUUUUAUAUUUUGUAAAUUUAAAGAGUUUGGUAAUGAAAGAUAAUAUAAUGGAAAAUUAUCCAGAUUGGUGCCAAAUGUCUUUACCUGUUUUAAAAGCCUUAAGAACUUAUUAUAUCCCAGCUAAUUUUUUAGUAAGAUUAAUUGAAAGUACAAGUGGGCAUCUUACUACGAUAAGUAUUUUUUGUGAAGUUAUUUUAUAUAAAGGUGCUGAUACUGGAAGACUUAUCCAAGCAAUCUAUCAAAAUUGUCCAAAUCUUAGAUAUCUUAAAACACCGAUAAAAAAUUGUAAUCUUCCAGAAUUUAAAAGGUUAUUAACUAAUUGUCAAGAUUUAAAUGGAUUAAUUAUUAUAGAUGAAAAAAGGCUUAAUUAUGAAGAAUUAUUUAAUAUAUUAACUGAAUCAUCACCAAAAAGUUUAUUUAAAUUUAAAUUUAUUUUUAAUAAGAAAUUCGGAAAUAAAUUAACGUCAUUAAAAUCAAUUUUUGAUAAUUGGAAAGAUAGAAAACCUAUAUUAUUACAAAUCGAUCUUGUGAAUUGUUUUACUCAACAGGAGGAACAGGAAAUGAAAGAUAUAAUAGAAAAAUACAAAGCAAAAGAAAUCAUUAAAAGAUUUGACCUUAAUGUAGUAUAUGAUGUUGAAGAAUUUGAAUGGGUCCAAGAAUAA